CAUCGCAAUUUCGAAUUUUUAAUAUGGCAACUCGCCGCGCGACCCGUUCAUUGGCGCCUCCUUUCCUCACCUCCGAGCGGGCAUAGGCUGUUUUGGUAUAACCAUACAAGCAUCCGCCUUCUCCCCUGACUCUUGUCCCUUCACUUCACAUCUCGAGUGCACACCGAGUGAUUCAAGUCCAAGAUCAGUCACCAUGGAUAUCGUGUUGGAGCUGACCGAUACUUUCAUCGCCGACUAUGUCUACGCAUGGGCGCACCCUGCGAAGCCUGCCCCUUACGACUAUCCGGCAGGCACUGCUGCUAACGCGACCGCACAAACGUUCUCGUCAUGGACAUGGGAACCCGCCACACAACUCCUCCAGAUCCAGCCGUCGCAAGCAGCCUACAUGAGCGCAUGGACGCGUGACAAUGUAUGGCGGCAGCUGAUCACGCUCUACUUUAUUGUCUGGAUUUUCGGCCUUGUCGUAUACUUCUUGUUCGCCUCGUUAUCCUACUACUUCAUCUUCGACAAGAGGACCUUGAACCACCCCAAAUUCAUCAAGAACCAAAUCUGGCUGGAAAUCCUUCAGGCCAACAAGUCCAUGCCGUUCAUGGCUCUCUGCACCGCACCUCUCAUGGCGCUCGAGGUGCGCGGCUUCAGCAAACUCUACGACACGACCGAGCAAGGCCCGGGCCUGUGGUACAACUUUGCGCAAUUCCCCCUGUUCCUGGUGUUCACGGACUUUGGCAUCUACUGGAUUCACCGAUACUUGCACCAUCCUCGCAUCUACAAGCAUCUCCACAAGCCUCACCACAAGUGGAUCAUGCCGACGCCGUACGCCAGCCACGCUUUCCAUCCGUUGGAUGGGUUUGCGCAGUCCCUGCCGUAUCAUAUCUUCCCAUUCAUUUUCCCACUCCAGAAGGCGGCCUACGUCGCUCUCUUCGUCUUCGUCAAUUUCUGGUCAAUCCUCAUUCACGAUGGCGAGUAUUUGACCAACAACCCAGUGGUCAACGGAGCAGCUUGCCAUUCUCUUCACCACUCUCGUUUCGAAGUCAACUACGGACAAUUCUUCACGGCAUUUGAUCGCCUCGGCGGUACCUACAGAACACCUGAGGCGUGGAUGUUCGAGAAGGAGAAGAAGAUGUCAGAGAAGCAGUGGAAGGCAGAGUCAACAAAGGUGGAUACUUUUGUGAAGGAGAUUGAAGGCUCCGAUGAUCGCACUUACGACCCUCCGGUUGACAAGAAGAACAUCUGAUAGACCGGCUCGCGAAGCGUUUCGCAAAUACUUUUAUAGAUCAUGAGGCUCAUGUACAUAGCUCGGGCAUCACUUCUUAGGGAACAUACAUUAAUGGAGGGGUUUGGGGGACUAUAUGUGAUGGACCAGUAGCACGAUCUCCACGAUUAGAUCGGGCGCCAACUUCAAUGAGGGUUGGGUCAUCAAAUAGACUUAAUUAAUGAGAUAUCAAAGAACGCCA
This is a messenger RNA of Emericellopsis atlantica, 1454 nucleotides long. Its product is annotated as C-5 sterol desaturase. Gene Ontology annotation, biological process: lipid biosynthetic process. The record is from RefSeq and is a predicted model, not a curated record. The transcript is spliced from 2 exons. The coding region runs from base 194 to 1234 and encodes 346 amino acids. Gene Ontology annotation, molecular function: iron ion binding; oxidoreductase activity. NCBI's taxonomy places the organism in Eukaryota, Fungi, Ascomycota, Sordariomycetes, Hypocreales, Bionectriaceae.